Messenger RNA from Dendrobium catenatum, 2084 nucleotides. RefSeq lists its product as uncharacterized. The record is from RefSeq and is a predicted model, not a curated record. The coding region runs from base 348 to 1394 and encodes 348 amino acids. NCBI's taxonomy places the organism in Eukaryota, Viridiplantae, Streptophyta, Magnoliopsida, Asparagales, Orchidaceae. The transcript has a single exon.
UGCUUUCCCAUCAACCAACAGCUCAGGCUGUGGGCUGAUUCCAGAUCGCAUCUCCCACGUUUUCCUCCACUGUUCGCCGGAAAACCUUAUGCUUCUCUACCUCUACCUCCGUUCUGCUCCUUAACUGCAGUAUUCUCUUUUCAGAUCCCCUCCCUCUCCAUCGCUUUCUUAUUCUGGUCUCUCCCACUUCGCUUCUUAACUAUCGUGUUUUUCGUUUAUUUACUGUCCUGCAAUGCCUGCGAAAUAAUGUGCUCUUCAUUCCGUUAACAUCGAACCAAAUCGCGGUUUCUUCACCCUAGCCAUCAACGUCAUCAUCCUUUGUGAAAAUAGAAUUCGAUUUUGGCGAUAUGGGGCAUUUAAUUGGCAGUCAAAGCUCUCCGCGGCUGCCACCGGUGGUUAUCGACCACAUGCUCCCGGAUCUCUCCGAAAUCGGAGCCAUUCCCCCCUUGAAUGCAUUGGAGAUUUUGAGGGAGACGGUCCGCAUCCUCCGUGUUGAUCCCUCCACUUUCAUGUCCAUCUUUGCCCUUCUCAUCUGCCCUGUCUCCUCCGCCUUUCUCUCUAAUUUUCUUCUCAACCAGUCCUUCGUCAGCAGCGUAGGGCACCGAUUGAUACUACUUGCUGUCACCAGUGGUCUACCACCCGCACAAUUCCUCAAACAAAUGUGCCACCAUCUCGCCGGAACAUUAGUUUCUUCUGUAUUUUGCUUCCCUCUUAUAAUCACCUUCCUUCUCCUGGCCCGUGCCUGCAUUGUUUACUCCGUGGCCUGCAGUUAUGCAGGAAAGAAGGUUAUGAUAACCGAGUUCAAAGGGACGGUUGCCCGCAUUCUGAGGCGUCUGGUCUUGACCUACAUUUGCAAUUGUGCUGCAAUUGUGAGUUGCCUUACUGUCUUCAUUACACUCAUUGUUGCUCUCUGCAGUUCAUUUUCUAGAUUGGGCUAUCCUCCUGAGAUCAUCAUAUAUCCUGCAUUGCUAGCUCUGUUGGGGUUUUCAGUAGCUUAUGCACAUAUAAUUGUGGUAUGCAAUCUCGCCAGUGUGAUAUCUGUAUUGGAGGAUGCAUCUGGUCCACAGGCAUUAGUGAGGUCCAUGAGGUUGGUCAAGAGGCAGAUACACGCAGGGUUGGUGAUAUUUUUAGGGACAACUACAGGAUUGGCUUUUGUUGAAGGGCUGUUUGAGCACAGGGUAAAAACUUUGAGCUAUGGUGAUGGGUCCUCGCGAAUAUGGGAAGGACCUCUGUUGGUACUUAUGUAUUCCUUUGUGGUUCUUAUUGAUUCUAUGAUGAGCGCGGUUUUCUAUUUCACCUGUAGAUCAUCUGGUGGCAUGGAACUAUUGAAUGCAAAUGAACAAACUUCUGAAGAAUUGGAAAACCUUUCAUCUCAGUUAACAAUUGCUGAAUAGCAUGUUCUUGAUAAUUUUUUUGUUUUUUUUCUCCAUUUGGUCAUGAAUUCCUUACAGUUAAUAAGCAGCGCCAUAUUUCAUUCAGUUAGUUUGGAGGAGGAAAUUGAGUCCUGAUUAGUACUUGACAUAGUCUGGCAUUAUUUGUAAGAACUUUCUGCUGAAGCACAAAACUGAAUGAUAUAUUUUGUAUUCACUUCAAACAGUUGAUUAAGAUACAGAAUAAGCUAUCCAUCAUGUUGAUCCUACUCAAUACUUGUUAAGAGUAAACUCUGAAUAAUUCAAAUGGUGUUCUUCAUCUAUUUUAGUUUGCUCUUUUGCAGGCGUGUGGUCACAUCAAUUUACAGGUUGCUCAUUGAAAGAGGAUAACUGCCAUAUAGAUUUCUGUUUAGCAUACAACUUCUCUUUUACUGUGCCCUUGACAUCUAGCAAGCUUUGCCGCUUGUUCAAUCACUCAAAUAGGAAAAAUCUGUAUACAUGGCUGGGCUACACCGCCUUGAUCCUCAUAUAUCCUUGAAGUUUUGUUUUUGAACAAUUCACUUUCUUAGGAGAUAAAGGCUUAUGUUAAAUGCAUGAAUUGAUAUCAAUGCUGGAUAGAUAAAUUUGCUGGACAUUGUUAUUUAGCUAAAAGGAACCAGUUGGCCUUAUAUUUGUUAACUUCAGGACUUGUAAUUAAGAUGCUUGCUUAUUUUC